UCACAAGCCUUCUGAUCUGACCGUAGGCCUAAAAAGGGGGUUUUGAGAGAAGUUAAUUUUAUGGGAUAGCCUAAACCAUGGAUGAUUGCUGCAUGUCAUCGGAUGCCAGAGAAUGCCAGCGAAUAAGUCAAGAAAUCGAAAAGCAGUUAAGACGCGACAAGCGGGAUUCGCGAAGAGAACUGAAGUUGCUUUUGUUGGGUACAGGGGAGAGCGGGAAAAGCACGUUCAUCAAACAGAUGCGGAUCAUCCACGGCUCUGGGUACACAAUAGAGGAUCGGCGUGGUUUCACUAGGCUGGUUUACCAGAACAUCCUCAUCUCCAUGCAGGCCAUGAUCCAGGCCCUCAAGACCUUCAACAUCCUCCUCCUGGACCACAACACUGCCCACGCAGAGAUGCUGAGCGAGCUGGACGUUGGUAAGCUCUCUGCGUUGCAGCAGAGGCUCGUAGACGCCAUCGAGGGGCUGUGGAAGGACCCGGGGACCCAGCAGUGCUACGACCGGCGCCGGGAGUACCAGCUGUCCGACUCCACCAGAUAUUACCUGAGCGCUCUCGAGCGGAUCUCCAGCCCCUCCUACAUCCCCACGCAGGAGGACAUCCUGCGGGUCAGAGUGCCCACCACCGGCAUCAUUGAGUACCCCUUCGAUCUGGACAACACCAUCUUCAGGAUGGUAGAUGUGGGAGGCCAAAGAUCAGAGAGACGGAAGUGGAUUCACUGUUUUGAGAAGGUCACCUCCGUAAUAUUCCUCGUGGCUCUCAGCGAAUACGACCAGGUCUUAAUCGAGAGUCACAAUGAGAACCGGAUGCAGGAGAGCAAAGCGCUCUUUCGGACCAUCUUGACCUCAGACUGGUUCCUGGAGUCAUCCGUCAUCCUCUUCCUCAAUAAAACCGACCUGCUGAAGGAGAAGAUCGCACAGUCUCAUCUCGCCGACUACUUUCCAGACUACACCGGCCCCAAAAAUGAUGCAAAAUCUGCAAAAUAUUUCAUCCUGGAGAUGUUCCUGGAACAGAACCCAGACAAGGCCAAGCGUCUCUACUCCCACUUCACCUGCGCCACUGACACGGAGAACAUCCGCUUUGUCUUUGCCGCUGUCAAAGACACGCUCCUCAAGCAGAACCUCAAGGAGUUCAACCUGGUGUAGAGGACCAUCACAACCCAUUCACUCUCUUCCUGAAGGAGAUCAACCUGGUGUAGAGGACCAUCACAACCCAUUCACUCUCUUCCUGAAGGAGUUCAACCUGGUGCAGAGGACCAUCACAACCCAUUCACUCUCUUCCUGAAGGAGUUCAACCUGGUGUAGAGGACCAUCACAACCCAUUCACUCUCUUCCAGUCUACUCCAAAGUGACCACGUUUAUGUGACCAACCACAUAAAGUGCCGCAUUCUCUCCCUAAUCAGUAAAUUGCAUAUCUGCCAUAUAACUGAUGCUGUGGCACACUCUUGCCUGGCACACUGGUGGUCUCCUGCCAACUAGUCACUCCAAAUACAUUUAACAUAUUUAUUUGAUAUCUAAAUUAAGUGAUUUUUUCUACUAGUAAGGUUUUUUUACUCUUAUAAUAUUGCUGAGAUAUUUAUACUUAUAUUUUUUUGUAACUGACCUUUGCUAUUCCAACUAGCUCUAUUUGUGAAUUGUACCUGGCUAGGUAGCUUUCUGUUUUCCACAAGUUGGAUAAUUUCUUAAGCCAUUCAUUUUACAAUGAAGAGGACUAGAUGUCUGUAAUGGUGUCUGUGUCUCAUAUAGACUGUGAGGACAGGGUUUUCCGCCUUUUUUUUUUUUUUUUAAAUAUGAAAAAUUCUACAGGUCCUGGAGCAUCACCAUGAUAUUUAAAUAACAAAACAAUGCACCCUCCCGAUGAGCUUACAAGAUUUCUAUUUUCAUUUAAAAAUUAAACUUUUGAAUGCACUUCAUUUAUGAUUAUCUGCUUAUAUAAAUACACAUAUCAUAUUAUAAAAUAGUAAGUGUUUACAGGCAAGUUUAUACAGUUUUAAUCAUGAAAAACUAGUAUAAGCAGGUGGUUUUAAUGUUGUGGCUGAUCGGUGAAUGUGAAUAAAACAUGUGAAGGUUAAUUUAUCAAAAGAAUUGUAUGUAAUGCUUUUCUGAUCAUUCAUGUGUCUGGACUUGUGUGUUUUGUAUUUGGAGAGAUUUGGCAACACUUGAGGACAUUUGGUGCAGUUUUGGCAAAACCCAUGUGGAAUUUGAAUACCCGUCAAUAUCUUUAUCAAAUAUACAAGUUGAUAUCAAGUUUGUGCACAAAUAGAAAGUAGGUCUGGGUUGGUUAUUGACUUAGAAAUUGAGAUAUUCAGUGCUAAACUAUAAAAAUCUUGUAUUUUCUUUUUUCUUUUAGUGUAUCUUUCACUGUAUGUACACGCUCUGACAUUUGUUCUGUCUCAAGCCUCUGCUUUAAUUUAAGUCUUCAUCCAAGUUUGUGCAGUUUUUGAGAUAUUGACACUUUUAUAGGACUGGUACAAAAGAGGUGGAAAUUGCCCUUUCGGGAGCCAAAGUGGAAAGGGUAAAAAUGCAACUUUCAAAAAUAAGAUGCACUAACAGAAAUCACCAGUGUGCCACAUGAUCUCACACCAGGUUGGUGUAUUGCAGGACUCAAUUUAAGAGCUAAUUUUGAUAAGCAUACACACAUACACAUACACACAUACUUUUUUUUAUAUAUUCAUCUACAGGUUCAUAUUACCGCAAUGUAUGUACUGUCAUCUGCACAUUAUUCUUGCAUGUAAUAAAUUAUAUUUGCACACAAUUGUUUCAAUUUACAAGAAUCUUGUCUUGUU
This is a messenger RNA of Conger conger (European conger), 2779 nucleotides long. Its product is annotated as guanine nucleotide-binding protein G(q) subunit alpha-like. NCBI's taxonomy places the organism in Eukaryota, Metazoa, Chordata, Actinopteri, Anguilliformes, Congridae. The coding region runs from base 78 to 1139 and encodes 353 amino acids. The transcript has 7 exons. Gene Ontology annotation, molecular function: G-protein beta/gamma-subunit complex binding; GTPase activator activity; G protein-coupled receptor binding. The record is from RefSeq and is a predicted model, not a curated record. Gene Ontology annotation, biological process: adenylate cyclase-modulating G protein-coupled receptor signaling pathway; action potential; phospholipase C-activating dopamine receptor signaling pathway. Gene Ontology annotation, cellular component: heterotrimeric G-protein complex.